Messenger RNA from Neolamprologus brichardi, 1649 nucleotides. Its product is annotated as neuronal pentraxin-1-like. Lineage: Eukaryota; Metazoa; Chordata; Actinopteri; Cichliformes; Cichlidae. The record is from RefSeq and is a predicted model, not a curated record.
GCAGCGCGAGUCUCACAGCUUCAGUGGACAGCUCCGUGGUGCUGAAAUCUCGGAGACACCCCUCUCUCUCACACUCAAUCCCUGACGCAUGACAGGAACCAUGGAGGGAUUCUCGUGGAAACUUUUUCUACUUUCCUGCCUGGUUGUUGUGGAGAGCCUCGCGCAAGACUUCGGACAGACGCAGUUUAUUUGCACGUCAGUGCCCAAGGAUAUGGACUUGUGCACAGCUACGAUGCAAAACAGCGGCCCGGCGGAAGACCUGAAGAGCACUAUCAUACAACUGCGGGAGACGGUGCUGCAGCAAAAGGAGACCAUUGUGAACCAAAAGGAGACAAUCAGGGAACUAACGUCCAAGUUGAGCCGCUGCGAGAGCCAGAGCCUCCCUGCGGCCGCAGGACCUGGCGGCCGGCGGCCGGGGUCGAAGAACACGAUGGGGGAUGUAUCUCGGGGCACUACGGAUACUCUGGCCCAGCUGGGACAGACUUUACAGACGCUCAAACAGAGACUGGAGAAUCUAGAGCAGUACAGCCGGGGGAAUAACACCGUGCAAGCAAACAGCCUGAAAGACCUGCUGCAAAACAAGAUAGAUGACAUGGAGAAGCAAGUUCUGUCCCGGGUCAACACGUUAGAGGAGACCAAAUCCGGAUCGAGGAAUGACUCCGAGCAGCGGAACAGAGUGGAGUCCACGCUCACCUCUCUGCACCACCGGAUAACAGACCUGGAGAAAGGCAAAGACACCCGACCAACAGAUAAGUUCCAGAUCACUUUCCCCCUGAGAACCAACUAUAUGUACGCCAAAGCUAAGAAGAGCCUUCCUGAGAUGUACUCCUUCACCGUGUGUCUGUGGAUCAAGUCCAAUGCUUCGCCUGGGGUGGGCACCCCCUUCUCCUAUGCAGUUCCAGGACAGGCCAAUGAGCUGGUGCUGAUUGAGUGGGGGAACAAUCCCAUGGAGAUUCUCAUCAAUGACAAGGUUGCAAAACUGCCGUUCCUCAUCAACGAUGGAAAAUGGCAUCACCUCUGCAUCACGUGGACCACCCGUGACGGGAUGUGGGAGGCCUUCCAGGACGGAGUGAAGCGGGGCAGCGGGGAAAAUCUGGCGCCAUACCACCCCAUCAAACCAGAGGGUGUGCUGGUCCUGGGACAAGAGCAGGACACGCUGGGAGGAGGCUUUGAUGCCACACAAGCCUUUGUUGGUGAGCUGGCAAACUUAAACAUCUGGAAUAAGAAACUUUCUAUCACCGAGAUCUAUAACUUGGCAACCUGCAAUAGCAAAGCAUCGACUGGCGAUGUGUUCUCCUGGACAGAGAGCAACAUCGAAGUGUUUGGCGGAGCGACCAAAUGGACCUUCGAGCCUUGCCGUUCAGCCAACUGAACUGCAUCUCACCGCUGGAGAAAGGCCUAUCUGUAUUUCUGAGCUUUUGUCGUUCUUGUCUUCAUUUGACGUUUGUUAGAGACUAUCUGAGUUAUAAGUAAGCUUAAAUCUGGGAUUUCCACCAUUCUUAGGUAUCCAUGUUGCAAAACAACGCUUUUCAUCUUGAGGAAAAAAAAAAAGAAUCUAUUUCAUCUUGGAAACCUCAGUGAGAAAGUAUUGCUAUUAUCCUUUUUCUUUCUUGGACAUUCAGUUGAAAGCACAUCUAAGCUUUUCGUUU